Molecule: messenger RNA, 7385 nt
Organism: Lemur catta (Ring-tailed lemur)
Lineage: Eukaryota; Metazoa; Chordata; Mammalia; Primates; Lemuridae
Gene: RB1CC1
Product: RB1 inducible coiled-coil 1
Exons: 16
Coding region: 540-4400 (1286 amino acids)
Biological process (GO): positive regulation of protein phosphorylation; autophagosome assembly; reticulophagy
Cellular component (GO): phagophore assembly site membrane; extrinsic component of membrane; Atg1/ULK1 kinase complex
Molecular function (GO): protein kinase binding; molecular adaptor activity
Source: RefSeq, a predicted model, not a curated record
GGAGUCGACAAUAACAAACCGAGCCGCGGCAGUGUCCGCGGCCCUGCCGAGCCCUCGGCGCUGCCUCGGGGUCCCCAAGUCGCCUGGGCCCCUCGGCUCUGACCGGCCGCGGCCCCCUGUCCACCGGCCCCAGACCCAGAGCCGAGGGGCCUGACUGCGCCCGUCUCCGCCCCGACCUCUCCCUCCCGCCUGGAGUUCGCGGCCGCGGCGGGCGGGCGGGCGAGCAGGCGUCUGAGACGCCGGCGGUUGUGUCGGUUGGCUGUGCCGAAUGGGCGGUUGGUAGCCGCCGCCGAGGACUAGGCGGCGGCGGAAGAUGGUGCCGGGGGUCGCGGGCUCUUCUGCUGCCGCCGGCGAAGGAGGAGACGCUGCCGGUUCUCUGAGUUUAACCAGUAAUGCCAUUCAGUUGCCAAUUUCAAGCAAAGGAAACAUAAGCCAGUUUUAAUCUGCUUCUUAAGAAAAGUGGUGGUUCUAUUCACAGUGCCUGACGUAACCAUAUCAAGAGGGUGAGGUGUGAGCUCACAGAAUCCAGAGAAAUCAUCAUGAAGUUGUAUGUAUUUCUGGUUAACACUGGAACAACUCUAACAUUUGACACCGAACUUACAGUGCAAACUGUGGCAGACCUUAAGCAUGCCAUUCAAAGCAAAUAUAAGAUUGCUAUUCAGCACCAGGUGCUGGUGGUCAAUGGAGGAGAAUGCAUGGCUGCAGAUAGAAGAGUGUGUACCUACAGUGCUGGGACGGACACAAAUCCAAUUUUUCUUUUUAACAAAGAAAUGAUCUUAUGUGAUCGUCCACCUGCUAUUCCUAAAACUACCUUUUCGACAGAAAAUGACAUGGAAAUAAAAGUUGAAGAAUCUCUUAUGAUGCCUGCAGUUUUUCACACUGUUGCUUCCAGGACACAACUUGCAGUGGAAAUGUAUGAAGUUGCCAAGAAACUUUGUUCUUUUUGUGAAGGUCUUGUCCAUGAUGAACAUCUUCAGCACCAAGGCUGGGCUGCAAUCAUGGCCAAUCUGGAGGACUGUUCAAAUUCAUCCCAGAAGCUACUUUUCAAGUUUGAAAGUAUUUAUUCAAAUUAUCUGCAAUCCAUAGAAGACAUCAAGUUAAAACUUACUCAUUUAGGAACUGCGGUUUCAGUAAUGGCCAAGAUUCCACUGUUGGAGUGCCUAACCAGACAUAGUUACAGGGAAUGUUUGGGAAGACUGGAUUCUUUACCUGAACAUGAAGACUCAGAAAAAGCUGAGAUGAAAAGAUCCACUGAACUGGUGCUCUCUCCUGAUAUGCCUAGAACAACUAACAAAUCCUUGUUAACCUCAUUUCACAAGUCAAUGGAACAUGUAGCCCCAGAUACCACAGAUGCCGAAAGUGGCAAAGAUAUUAGGGAAUCUUGUCAAAGUACUGUUCAGCAGGAUGAAACGUCGAUAGAUGCUAAAGAUGGUGAUCUGCCUUUUUUUAAUGUUUCUUUGUUAGACUGGAUAAAUGUUCAGGAUAGACCUAAUGAUGUGGAAUCUUUGGUCAGGAAGUGCUUUGAUUCUAUGAGCAGGCUUGAUCCAAAGAUUAUUCGACCAUUUCUAGCAGAAUGCCGUCAAACUAUUGCCAAACUUGAUAAUCAAAAUAUGAAGGCCAUUAAAGGGCUUGAAGAUCGGCUGUACGCCCUAGACCAGAUGAUCGCCAGCUGCGGCCGGCUGGUGAAUGAACAGAAGGAGCUCGCUCAGGGAUUUUUAGCUAAUCAGAUGAGAGCUGAAAACUUGAAGGAUGCAUCUGUAUUACCUGAUUUGUGCCUGAGUCAUGCAAAUCAGUUGAUGAUUAUGUUGCAAAAUCAUAGAAAACUGUUAGAUAUUAAACAGAAGUGUACCACUGCCAAACAGGAACUAGCAAAUAACCUACAUGUCAGGCUGAAGUGGUGUUGCUUCGUAAUGCUUCAUGCUGAUCAAGAUGGAGAGAAAUUACAAGCUUUGCUCCGCCUCGUAAUAGAGCUAUUAGAAAGAGUAAAAAUUGUUGAAGCUCUUAGUACAGUUCCUCAGAUGUACUGCUUAGCUGUUGUUGAGGUUGUAAGGAGAAAAAUGUUCAUAAAACACUACAGGGAGUGGGCUGGUGCUUUAGUCAAAGAUGGAAAGCGAUUAUAUGAAGCAGAAAAAUCAAAAAGGGAAUCCUUUGGGAAGUUAUUUAGGAAGUCUUUUUUAAGAAAUCGUCUGUUUAGGGGACUGGACUCCUGGCCCCCUUCCUUUUGUACUCAGAAGCCUCGAAAGUUUGACUGUGAACUUCCAGAUAUUUCAUUAAAAGAUUUACAGUUUCUGCAAUCAUUUUGUCCUUCGGAAGUUCAGCCAUUCCUCAGGGUUCCCUUACUUUGUGACUUUGAACCUCUGCACCAGCAUGUACUUGCUCUACAUAAUUUGGUAAAAGCAGCACAAAGUUUGGAUGAAAUGUCUCAGACCAUUACAGAUCUACUGAGUGAACAAAAGGCAUCUGUGAGUCAGGCAUCACCCCAGUCGGCCUCUUCACCAAGGAUAGAAAGUGCAAUGGGAAUUACAACUACUACCUCACCGAGAACUCCUCCUCCACUCACCGUUCAGGAUCCCUUAUGUCCUGCAGUAUGUCCCUUAGAAGAAUUAUCUCCAGAUAGCAUUGAUGCACAUACAUUUGAUUUUGAAACUAUUCCCCAUCCAAACAUAGAACAAACUAUUCACCAAGUUUCUUUAGACUUGGAUUCAUUAGCAGAAAGUCCUGAAUCAGAUUUUAUGUCUGCUGUGAAUGAGUUUGUAAUAGAAGAAAAUUUAUCAUCUCCUAAUCCUAUAAGUGAUCCACAAAGUCCAGAAAUGAUGGUAGAAUCACUUUAUUCGUCAGUUAUCAAUGCGAUAGACAGUAGACGUAUGCAGGAUACAAAUAUAUGUGGUAAAGAGGAGUUUGGAGAUCAUGCUUCUCUGAAUAUCCAAUUGGAAAAAUGUAGAGUUGUGGCCCAAGACUCUCACUUCAGUAUACAAAGCAUCAAGGAAGACCUUUGCCACUUCAGAACAUUUGUACAAAAAGAACAGUGUGAUUUCUCCAAUUCUUUAAAAUGUAUAGCAGUAGAAAUAAGAAACAUUAUUGAAAAAGUAAAAUGUUCUCUGGAAAUAACACUAAAAGAAAAGCAUCAAAAAGAACUACAGUCUUUAAAAAAUGAAUAUGAAGGUAAACUAGAUGCACUAACAAAGGAGAGUGAAGAAAAUGAGAACAAAAUUAAAAAAUUGAAAGGAGAUUUAGUAUGCCUUGAGGAAGUUUUACAAAAUAAAGAUAAUGAAUUUGCUUUGGUUAAACAUGAAAAAGAAGCUGUCAUCUGCCUGCAGAAUGAAAAGGAUCAGAAGUUGUUAGAGAUGGAAAAUAUAAUGCAUACUCAGAAUUGUGAAAUUAAAGAACUGAAACAGUCACGAGAGAUAGUGUUAGAAGACUUAAAAAAGCUCCAUGUUGAAAAUGAUGAGAAGUUACAGUUAUUGCGGGUAGAACUUCAGUCCUUAGAGCAAAGUCAUCUAAAGGAAUUAGAGGACACACUGCACAUUAGGCACACACAGGAGUUUGAGAAAGUUAAGACAGAUCACAAAGUUUCUUUGGAGGAAUUAAAAAAGGAAAAUCAAGAAAAAAUUAAUCAAAUACAAGAGUCUCAUGCCACAGUUAUCCAAGAAAAAGAAGAACAGCUACAGGAAUUAAAACUUAAAGUUUCUGAUUUGUCAGACUUAAGAUGCAAGCUAGAGGUGGAACUUGCAUUGAAGGAAGCAGAAACUGAUGAAAUAAAGCUUUUGCUGGAAGAAAGCAGAGCCCAGCAGAAGGAGACCUUAAAAUCUCUUCUUGAACAAGAGACUGAGAAGUUGAGAACAGAAAUAAGUAAACUCAACCAAAAGAUUCAGGAUAAUAAUGAAAACUAUCAGGUGGGCUUAGCAGAGCUCAGAACUUUAAUGACAAUUGAAAAAGAUCAGUGCAUUUCAGAGUUAAUUAGUAGACAUGAAGAAGAAUCUAAUGUACUUAAAGCUGAAUUAAAUAAAGUAACAUCUUUGCAUCACCAAGCAUUUGAAAUAGAAAAAAGCCUGAAAGAACAAAUAAUUGAAAUGCAGAGUAAAUUGGACUCAGAAUUGAGUGCUCUUGAAAAACAAAAAGAUGAAAAAAUCACCCAACAAGAAGAGAAAUAUGAAGCUAUUAUCCAGAACCUUGAGAAAGACAAAGAGAAAUUGGUCAUGAGCCAGGAACAAGACAGACAACAGUUAAUUCAGAAGCUUAAUUGUGAAAAAGAUGAAGCGAUUCAGACUGCCCUAAAAGAAUUUAAGUUGGAGAGAGAAGUUGUUGAGAAAGAGUUGUUAGAAAAGGUUAAACAUCUUGAGAAUCAAAUAGCAAAAAGAAUCAUCAGGAAACCAGGCCUACCAAUUGUUUCUCCUCAGUAGUGAAUGCCAUUGUUAUAGAUGGAAAAAAAGGAGGCAAUGUACAGGAACCUGAAGCUUUUGUACCUUCCUUGUGCCUUCAAGACUUAUUUGGUCUGGAUUCUGUGUAUGUCACAUCUACCUGAUGAAGGAAUGCUGCUAUGUAAACCUAAAUUCAUGGCGUAAUGGUUAGACAGUACUUGCUUUAUGGUGGGCAGCUCAAGUCUCAUUCUAACUUAGGAGUUCUCAGCCAAGGUCUUUCAGUCCCUACAAUGACCCAGUAGCAAGCUGUAAGCUAUUUUGCAAAAGGAAGAUGGUUACCUACUCAAAUCCUAGGGGUCGUAAUUGUGAUUCUCCUAUAACUUGCCAAGGGCUCCGUACAACAUUCAUUUCUACUACUGACACCCUAAGCAUCUGCUGGAAAAUACAGCCCAAGUAUUAAAGCAUGUUGAUCUGAACCCAUAGCAAAAGAGUCUCUCUUCUCUGGGCCCUGCACAGACAGGCAACCUUUUAAGUUUGUUGAUAAAUGGCUCAGAGCAGCAUACCCAAAUGUGCUACGUGUUGCCUCCAAAAUUUAGAGAGGCUCACCUAGCAGCUGCUUAUCUCUUCAUUCUAGAGGAGACAUCUCUAAUGACAGGCCCCUGCAUUUUCAUGGGCUGUAUUAUCCACUCCCUAGCAUGUCUGCAUCUUGCCCAAGGAGUUUAGGUAGUUGCUACUUCUUCUUUACCUAGGUCUUACCAGUGUGCUGCCAUCAAUUGUGUUGGGUUAAUGUGAUGUCCUAAGGAAUACCAAGACCAACAUUCCUGCCAACUGGUUUUUUCCUUUCCCCUGAAGAAUUAUUUUAGGAGGUCAAAAUACCUCAGUCAUGUUAUUCCAAGAUUAUCAAAUAUAAACAGUGAAAUCAUUCAUGUGGGUCAAGUAUUUUGUCCAUGUCUACUUUGCUAAGAGAACUGUUCUACAUGGCCAGCCUCCAAUAUUUGAGGGCCGAUUUUUUAUAUUUUCCUGCCAACUAGAUUUUAACAGUACUGAAGAGUUGAUACAAUCCUAUAAGACAGUGAAAGUAUACUGCUGUCUGUGUAGGUAAAAGCAAACUGCUUCUUGUGAUGUAUAGCAAGGGUUGACAAACUGUGAGAUUUUGUGGGAAUCUGCUGCUUGUCUUUGUAAAUACAACCUUAUUGGAAUACAGCCGUGUCCAUUCAUCUACAUAUUGUCUGUGACUGCUUUUGGAUGGAGAUCAUCUGGAUCAUCUGGCUAAAUUUUUACUAUCUGUCCCUUUACGACAAGUUUGUCGACCCCUGUUCUAUACCAAUAGGAAUAGAAGGGGGGAAAAAAUCACCAAGUCUGUUGACUUGUCGGGUAGUAAAGGGCACAGGCCUCGUCAGUUAGAUCCAGCAAAGAGGUCAUAUUUGAAACAACAGUUGAAUUGAAGUCACCACUUGAUUAAAUUUUUCGUAAUCCAUUGCUCAGUCUCCAUCUGUCUUCUGGACAGGAUACAUUUACUUUGAAUAAGAAUGUGAUGGAAAUCUCCCUUACGUCCUGUGAAGUGAGAGAUAGUUUUAGGAAGUUUACUUGGCCUUUUCCACCAUAAUAGUACUCAUUGCAUGAGUAAGGGAACCAACGGGAUUCUGCCAGUUGCUUUUAUGUCUAUUCCACUACAGAUCCUGGAUCUAAGGAUAUACAGGUUGAGCAUCCCAGAUCCAAAAUGCUCCAAAACUUAAAACUUUUUGAGCACCAGCAUUAUGCACAAAGGAAAUGGUCAUUGGAACAUUUCAGAUUUCAGAUUUUCACAUUUUGGACACUCAUCUGGUAAGUAUAAUGCAAACAUCUCCAAAUACCAAACACUUCAGGUCCCAAACAUUUUGAAUAAGAGAUACUCAACCUGUGUCUGUCUACAAUGAGAGACGCACCGGGCCUAGACUUUCUCACCUGAGUACCAGUGUUUUCCUGGAGGACCAUGGAGCCAUUAGGAUCCUUGCAGACCAGUGUUCAGUAUUCCCCCAAAAGUUUGGAAAUGGCUGCAGAUCAUUUGGCAGUGGAGGUGAUUACUGGCUUAUGUGUCAUAAUUGGGUGAGGGAUAUGAUUCUGUUGAUUUAAGUUAGAUUUCUGGAUACUGGAUGUGAAGUUUUUUGUUUUUACAGCUUUAAUAAGCCUAUUGGCCCAUUCUAUUAGGGCUUAAGGACAACCUCUGCCAAAGAUUUUUGUGGGUCAAACCUCAUUAGUCGACUUGGCUCUGUGACCUGUAAUAGAGCCACAUCAUGUCUCUGGUAGUGAAGUGCCACUGAUUGUUCUCUACCACUCCAGAAUGCUGUCAUUUCCACUAAAUUCACUGAAUUUCAUUGGCUUCAUCUCCCUAUACUGUCCCUGUCCUGCAGAGCACCAUUACAGAGCCUUUGAAGCUGGAGAAAGCCUUGGUAAGGGGAGUAUUGUCUGGGCUUUCUCAGAGUACACAUAAUAAAUCCUUCCAGUAUACAUAUACUGCCUUUGGAUGCCUUAUAGACAAGGAGAUCAGUAAACUUGUUCUCUGAAGGGCCAGAUAGUAAAAAUGUUAGGAUUUGCAGGUCACAUGCAGUUUUAGUCUCAUAUUCUAUGUGUAUGUAUGUGUUACCAUCCUUUCAGUAUGUAAAAGCCAGGAGUAGUAGUUCUCUAAGUUUGCUCCCAGGACACUUUUAUGCUCUCAAAAAACUGAGGACUUUGAACUGUUUUGGGUGAUGUGAAUUAUAUCUUAAUAUUCCCUAUACUAAAAAUUAAAAUCAAGAAAUUUAAGAUAUUUGGUCAUUUUAAAAUAACCCCAUUACAUGUUAGCAUAAAUAAGACUUUUUUGUGAAAACUUUUCUAAAAUGAAAACUAGUGAGAAGAGUGGAACUGUUUUAUAUAUUUGCAGAUUUGUUUGGCUUAACAGAUUCUCAUACCUGCUCUCACAUUGACUCUGUUGCAAUGUUUUGAUUAAAGUAUAUGAAAAAAAUAUUCAGUCUUACACUGAUGUAACUGGAAAAAGAGAGAAAUAUUUAA